AUGCAGCUAGAAAUUGCAGCUGGUGGCAAGCAAGCACGCCAAUUUGGCAAUCAGAACUUUGGAAAUGCUUUGGGCACUGGCGCCUAUCCGGGCGCCAUAUAUCCCGGUGCAUUGCCAUAUCCAGGCAGUCCGCCAGGCUGUCCGCUCUGCGAUGCAUCUGUCUAUAGCUAUUGCUCCCACAAAGUGGUCCACGAUGCCUGUUGCUGUGACUUUGCAGGGUCUGGGAAGCCGCCGCAAUGCCUCUACUAUGACUGUGCGCUGCUCUACGCCAAAACCUGCUAUGAACACUCCCUGAUUAAGAACUGCUGCUGUAGUAGUCCCUAUUGA
Molecule: messenger RNA, 327 nt
Organism: Scaptodrosophila lebanonensis
Lineage: Eukaryota; Metazoa; Arthropoda; Insecta; Diptera; Drosophilidae
Exons: 3
Coding region: 1-327 (108 amino acids)
Source: RefSeq, a predicted model, not a curated record